Messenger RNA from Medioppia subpectinata, 3036 nucleotides. NCBI's taxonomy places the organism in Eukaryota, Metazoa, Arthropoda, Arachnida, Sarcoptiformes, Oppiidae. The record is from the annotation of a GenBank genome assembly.
GAAUGAGUUGUUGUUAUGGCAUAUAUUGAUAACCUAAUGAUAAGUACACGUCAUUUGCAGACAUAAACCACUCUCGCAUUCAAACCAAUUCAACGCUAACUCAAGAGUCGGUCAACUGAUCCGUAAUAAUGCCCCUGAAGCUGGACGUGAGGCGCCGGUUGUUGUCGCGCUCGGAUCGGGUCAAGUGUGUGGACUUGCAUCCGAUGGAGCCGUGGAUGUUGUGCUCACUCUAUUCGGGUCACGUCCACGUGUGGAACCACGAGUCACAACAGUUGGUCAAGUCCUUCGAGGUGUGCGAUGUGCCCGUCAGAGCCGCCCGAUUCGUGUCGCGCAAGAACUGGAUUAUCACCGGAUCCGAUGACAUGACUAUUCGUGUCUUCAAUUACAACACGUUAGAGAAAGUGCACUCAUUUGAAGCGCAUUCCGAUUACAUCCGCGCUAUUGUCGUGCAUCCGAUCCAACCCUAUAUCCUCACAUCGAGUGAUGACAUGUCAAUCAAGUUAUGGAAUUGGGAUAAGAACUGGGCUCACACUCAGGUCUUCGAGGGUCACACCCAUUAUGUGAUGCAAAUCGUGAUCAAUCCCAAAGACAACAACACCUUCGCCAGCGCUUCGCUCGACCGUACGGUCAAAGUGUGGCAAAUGGGCUCCAGUUCUCCUAAUUUCACUCUCGAGGGACACGAAAAGGGUGUCAAUUGUGUUGACUACUGUCACAGCGGAGACAAGCCGUACCUGAUAUCGGGCGCCGACGACCGGUUAGUGAAGAUUUGGGACUACCAGACGAAGACAUGUGUGCAGACACUGGACGGUCACGCGCAGAAUGUGUCGUCCGUCUGCUAUCAUCCGGAACUGCCUAUCAUUAUGACGGGCUCUGAAGACGGAACUAUGAGGAUAUGGCAUCUCAACACUUACCGACUCGAAAGCACUUUGAAUUACGGUUUGGAAAGAGUUUGGACCAUAUCUUGUCUGAAAGGAUCCAAUUGUGUGGCCAUUGGUUACGAUGAGGGAAGUAUUAUCAUUAAGUUGGGUCGCGAAGAGCCGGCCAUGUCUAUGGAUAAUUCGGGUAAAAUCGUUUGGGCCAAGCAUUCAGAGCUACAACAGGCAAACAUCAGAGCUCUCAACGACGCCGACGAACUCAAAGACGGAAACGUUUUACCGCUUAAUGUCAAAGAUAUGGGCAGUUGUGAGAUAUAUCCGCAAACCAUUUCCCACAACUCCAACGGCAGGUUUGUUGUGGUUUGCGGUGACGGCGAGUAUAUUAUAUACACUGCACUCACUCUUCGAAAUAAGAGCUUCGGUUCGGCUCAAGAGUUUGUGUGGGCUUUGGAUUCGUCUGAAUAUGCCGUUCGAGAGAACACAACAAAUGUCAAGAUAUUUAAAAAUUUCAAAGAAAAGCAAUCGUUUAAACCAGAGUUUGGCGCCGAAAGCAUAUAUGGCGGCCAUAUGUUAGGCGUGAGGUCUACGGCUGGGCUCGCGUUCUACGAAUGGGAAUCUCUGGAACUGAUCCGUCGAAUUGAAAUCGAACCGAAGAACGUGUUUUGGUCUGAAAACGGAGAUCUCGUUUGCAUCGCAACCGAAGAGUCAUUUUUCAUUUUGAAAUACAAUUCCGAAGCUGUUGUCAAAGCAAAGGAUACCAGAGAUGCCAUCACUGAAGAUGGAAUUGAAGAGGCGUUUGAUGUGAUUGCAGAGCUCCAGGAGUCAGUUCGCACCGGUCUUUGGAUUGGAGACUGUUUUAUAUACACUAAUGGCGUGAAUCGACUCAAUUAUUUUGUUGGAGGAGAGAUCGUUACAAUUGCUCAUUUAGACCGUACAAUGUAUUUAUUGGGUUAUAUUCCUCGCGAAAAUCGUCUGUAUUUGGGAGAUAAAGAGCUAAAUAUCGUAUCGUAUUCUCUAUUGUUGUCUGUAUUGGAAUACCAAACAGCAGUAAUGAGGACUGAUUUUGAAGCCGCCGAUCAAAUCCUGCCGUCGAUUCCGAAAGAGCAGAGGACACGAGUGGCACACUUUCUCGAGAAACAGGGCUUUAAAGCGCAAGCGUUGGCCGUCUCUACAGAUCCCGAGCAUAGAUUUGAUUUAGCGGUUCAGUUGAGUGACACUAAAAUCGCAUUCCAGUUGGCAUUAGAGGCACAAAAUGAACAUAAAUGGAAACAAUUGGCAGAAUUGGCCAUUUCUUUGGCACAGUUUGAUUUGGCGCAACAGUGUCUACAUAACGCCCAAGACUUUGCCGGUUUGCUUCUGUUGGCCACCUCUUCGGGCAAUUCAUCGAUGGUUGAAAAACUGGCCGAUUCUGCACAGGAGAAGGCCAUUAACAACGUAUCGUUUUUAUCGCAUUUCAUAUUAGGAAACACUGAGAAAGCGUUGAAUGUAUUGAUUGAAACGAAUCGUUUGCCAGAAGCGGCGUUCUUCGCGCGGACAUACUUCCCAACACAGGUCUCACGAGUGUUGCAACUCUGGAAAGAGAGCGUCACUUCAAAGACUAAAAGCGAUAAGUCUGCGCAGGCAUUGGCCGACCCGACAGAGUAUGAAAACCUAUUCCCAAAUUUUGAGGAUUCACUGAAAGCGCAAACAUUUUUGGAUAAAAAACGCGAAGCGAAUGGCUUUGAAAAGGCCUCUAAUUUUCCCAACAUUUCAUACAAUCACGAAAGGAAUCCAAUCGAAGAAAUGAAAGCAGAAGCGAGUGGUGUUGAGUACAAUCCACACAACAAUAUGUCCCGAAACUCGAUGAGUGCGAGCAAAGAGAGCGCAGACUUUGAAGAAGCGCUCUCUUCUCUACCGAAGGAAAGGGACGGUAAGGCAGAGCCUAAAGAUAAUUCAUUAGAGGAUUUGGACGAAGACUUAGACAACUUAGACCUCGAGGACGAUAACAUAGAUGUUUCGGACGUUAAUCUGGAUGAAGAUCUCAUAAGCGAUGACUAAAACACCAUUUAUUGAAUUAAUUUUGCAAAGAAUUUAAUUUCUAUGUUUCUAUACAGUAAUCGAGUGAACGAUUGAUGAAAUCACAUGUUAUUUGAAAUACAUUUUAUAAUUUAUGUAAUAAAAA